Cladophialophora immunda is the source of this 1899-nucleotide messenger RNA. RefSeq lists its product as uncharacterized. The coding region runs from base 1 to 1899 and encodes 632 amino acids. Gene Ontology annotation, cellular component: P-body; nucleus; CCR4-NOT core complex. Gene Ontology annotation, biological process: nuclear-transcribed mRNA poly(A) tail shortening; regulation of DNA-templated transcription. Lineage: Eukaryota; Fungi; Ascomycota; Eurotiomycetes; Chaetothyriales; Herpotrichiellaceae. The transcript is spliced from 3 exons. The record is from RefSeq and is a predicted model, not a curated record.
AUGGCGUCGCGGAAAACACAGCAAGAAAUUGACAAAACCUUCAAAAAGGUUGACGAAGGGAUCCAAGCGUUCGAGGCCAUCUAUGAGAAGAUCUACACCUCACAGAAUGCCGCGCAGAAAGAUAAAUUGGAGGACAACCUCAAGAAAGAGAUCAAGAAACUGCAAAGAUCCCGCGACCAGAUAAAGACAUGGGCAGCGGGCAAUGAGAUCAAGGACAAGUCUGCACUGCUGGAACAGCGCAAGCGGAUAGAAAAAUGCAUGGAGAUAUUCAAAGCGGUGGAGAAGGAGAUGAAAACAAAGGCGUUCUCCAAGGAAGGGUUGUCGCAGAACGUCAAGCAAGAUCCCAAAGAGAAGGAGAGAGAGGAACUCUGCGACUUCCUGUCCGAUCAGUUGGAUGAGAUCAACAGAAUCCUGACCGAGGAGUUAGAGCCCGAGGCUGGCAAUCUGCAAGCCGCUCUCAAAAAGAAGCAGAAAGACAACUCCAAGGCUGAUCGACUUGCGGAGAUCGAAACCAUGACUGAGACAUACAAAUGGCACGAAUCGCGGCUACAACUUCUCCUACGAUCAUUACAGAACGGCAAUGUUGAAAAUGACCUAGUGGCAUCAAUCAAGUCCGACAUUGAAGAGGUGGUAAGGGAAGUGCGGGACCCGGAUUUCGAUCCUGAAGCCUACGAAGGCAUCUACGACGACUGUAAUUUGGACAGCGAAGAGGCGCAAUUUGGACUGAACAAUGACAUUGACCGAAUAUCGUCUCAAGAUGCACAGUCCAUUCAGGAAGACGUUGAGGCGGAUACGAACGCACUCAAGAAGACGAAAUCAGAAACGCACACUGCCGCACGACGACCUUCUACCCAACUCAAGUCUCCCCUGCCAGCGCUGGCUACUCUGAAUACGAUGCCACCGCCACCGUCAAUACCCAAAGACUCGACAAUGAAACCUGCACCAAUCCCAAAUCGACCCCCAGGAGAGACCUUGAAGUACGCCUCAGCAGCGGCCGCAGCAGCAGCAAGCGACAAAAGUGGAGUGGGUAUUGCUCCUCUUCCUCCACCAGUUGGAGCGAGCGCCGCACCUACAUCACACCCAUUGCCCCCCCCAGUCAAGACGUCCGCCACGACCUCGCCAGCCUCACUGCCAGCACAACCGGUGGAGAAAACUGCCUCGCCAGCACCUGCCGCGGCAAGUAUGGACGGCUCAACAUCGCAAGAGCAAUCCAAUCAUUCCAAGUCUCCGACUUUAAGCUCCACUAGUGCCCGGGCUCCCAGCAUUCCAAGCAGCGUUCCACCUACGCCCGCCAUGGAGAAAUCAGAAGCUAUCCAAGAGCCUGUGAUUGCGGACGAGUUACCGACCACCAAUGGAGACGUGCAUGAAGACCCAGCCGCGGUGGAAUCAAUCUAUCAUUUGCCUCCUGGACUUCAAGAUCUCCUAGACUCGUUCGAGACCACCAAGAGCCGAGCUGCUCAGCCUCCCUCACAACUAGCCAGACUGCUACAGGCAUCUCAAGAGACUUGUCCGGAGCCUUCCGACAGCGACAGGCCCCAAUACUACCGGCCAACGUUCAAGUACAACACGCCGGCGCACUAUCCUCAGGACGUACUCCCUAUCUUCGACGAUCCGGCAUUGUACGAGAACCAGAGGCUGGAGACGGACACACUGUUCUACAUAUUCUACUAUCGGCAGAAUACCUAUCAACAGUGGCUGGCGGCGCGAGCUCUCAAGAACCAGAGUUGGCGGUUCCACAAGCAAUAUCAAACGUGGUUCCAACGCCACGAAGAGCCCAAGCAAAUCACCGAGGAAUUUGAGCAAGGCACAUAUCGCUUCUUCGACUAUGAAAGCACCUGGAUGAAUCGGCGGAAGGCAGAUUUCAAGUUUGUCUACAAGUUCCUUGAGGACGAUCUGUAG